Messenger RNA from Diorhabda sublineata, 903 nucleotides. RefSeq lists its product as uncharacterized. Lineage: Eukaryota; Metazoa; Arthropoda; Insecta; Coleoptera; Chrysomelidae. The transcript has a single exon. The record is from RefSeq and is a predicted model, not a curated record. The coding region runs from base 1 to 903 and encodes 300 amino acids.
AUGGAACGUUUGUGCGCGGAACGAACGCAACUUAGAAGAUUCUUCACGAUUACCGCGAAUGGUUGUGAAGAAACCUUUGGAAAACCUGAGGCAACCGUCGAGGAGGUAACUGUUGCUUUUAUGAAGCUUACCGACAAGGCUGAUAGGCUUUUUCUUCUCGAUGAUAAAGUAAAAGAAAUUAUGUUUGAGUCAUUGGAUCAGCUCAAAGAAGAAGAUUUAGGUAAGGAGUUUGAAACUGUGGAGAAGUACAGGGACACCUGGCUAACUUUGAGUGCUAGAAAGAAUGAGUUACUGAAAAAAGUCAAGGCCAACACAGCGUGUCCUACCGAAGUUUCUUCUGCUGGUCCUAGUGAUAACCUCACCUUCAAAUUACCUAAGUUGGAUCUCCCAAAAUUCGACAUCACGCCUAAAACAUGGAUCAGUUUUUGGGCAUAUUUCAAGAAAAUCCAUGAAAGAGAGGACCUGCCUUCUGAGGAUAAGUUCUUGAUUUUGUUGCGUAUUGCCAAGGAUGGUACCCAAGCAAAGGAACUGUUGAGUAGCUAUCCUGCAUCGGGGGCCAAUUAUCCGAAGGCUUUUGGCCAACUGAAAAACCGUUUUGGCCGUGAUGAAUUGCUGAUUGAGUUGUAUGUUAGGGAGCUACUCUCAUUGGUCUUGGUACAGGCAUCGGGCAAAGUUUCUUUGACUCCCGCACAGUUUUAUGACAAGCUAGAAACCCAACUAGUGGCCUGGGAGAGUUUGGGAGUUACAUCAGAAAAAUACGCGUGCAUGCUCGCGCCGUUAAUUGAAUCCGCACUUCCUGAGUCAAUUUUGCGGGAAUGGGAGCGUAAGCGGAAGUCGUCCGGUACUGAUGAAUCCCUCUUUGAGGCUGCAGAUCAAAUGGUCAAGUUGCUCUCUCUUUUCUGA